AUGAAACUUGGAUGGGACUUGAAGACCGGCCUCGAUCGGCAGUUAUCUGCUUGGAAGAGUCUAGAUGACCGGGCUCCCGGAGAUUUCACUUGGGAGAUGGCCAACCGUAAUUUCCCUGACGUUGUAGCAUGGAAGGGCUCCGACAAGUACUUUAGGAGUGGACCAUGGAAUGGCCUUCGUUUCAGUGGCGCACCACAGCAUGGGUCCAAUUCCAUUUUCUGGUAUAAUUUCAUAUCCGAUGGAGAUGAAAGUUACUUUAUGUAUCGCGUCACCAACAAAUCUGUGCUCGUGAGCAGCAUCUUUAAUCAAACGAAAUACUUGUGGGAGCGGUCCACGUGGAGCGAAGCAAGUCAAAGCUGGAGGCUCUUCCUAACGGUUCCGAAGGACUACUGUGACACCCAUGGCACUUGCGGUGCCUACAGCAAAUGCCUGACUAACCAGCUGCCCUAUUGUCAAUGCUUAAAAGGAUUCACACCUAAAAACCCGGAUGAAUGGAACUCCACUGAUUGGUCGCAAGGGCACCUUCGGAAUGAGUCUCUGAACUGCAGCACCAGUGAUGGAUUUAAAAAGUAUUCUAACGUGAAAUUGCCGGAUACUACUCUUUGUUUAGUGGAUAGUAUCUUGAGCCUUGAAGAUUGCAGGACCAAAUGCUUGAACAACUGGCAUGGAUUUUGCCAUUUUCACCUUCUCGGGUUACUGUUCAUGUAUCAUCUGCAAGCUGGUUCCCGAUUUCCUGUUCACCCGAUUUGUUCUCCAGCUGAUUCUGAGUGA
This is a messenger RNA of Eucalyptus grandis, 771 nucleotides long. RefSeq names its product S-locus-specific glycoprotein S6-like. Gene Ontology annotation, biological process: recognition of pollen. The record is from RefSeq and is a predicted model, not a curated record. Lineage: Eukaryota; Viridiplantae; Streptophyta; Magnoliopsida; Myrtales; Myrtaceae. The transcript has a single exon. Bases 1 to 771 code for a protein of 256 amino acids.